This is a messenger RNA of Colletotrichum chrysophilum, 567 nucleotides long. RefSeq lists its product as uncharacterized. The record is from RefSeq and is a predicted model, not a curated record. The transcript has a single exon. NCBI's taxonomy places the organism in Eukaryota, Fungi, Ascomycota, Sordariomycetes, Glomerellales, Glomerellaceae. Bases 1 to 567 code for a protein of 188 amino acids.
AUGCGCACACAAGCUUUCGUUCUUCUGGCUGUCGCCGCCGUUGCUCUUGCCGGUGACCCACCAUCCGGUUACCUGCCUCCCUCUAAAGACCCAAAAAGAUGCCUCGAAAGACUCGACGAAUUUCCCAAUCGCUCCGGAACACGUCUCGAUAUCCUGGACGGCCGUUGUGUCAAGGCUCGCACGUACAAGGGCAAAUACGGCCCUUACAAUGGCGACCACUUUUUUGAGGCGUGCUGCAAGAACAAAAAGGGAGAGUUCACGGAGCCAACGUGGGUCAACCUUGACCAGUGUAUCAGCUAUGACACAUUUUUCAAGGAGGUUGAAGCCGGAAAAAACGGUGGAAGCACAGUCAAGGAUAAGUGCUCCAAAUGUGUGGUUGGGGAUGAUGGGAGGGGCAUGACCUCGCUCACGCCUUUCCUGAAGUGUCACUGCAAGGGCGACGACGGAAAGGACGCAGAGUCCAAAAUAAUUCUUGGCACGGCGACCUUCGGUGAAGACAGUUUCUGGGUCGAUGACGAAGGCAAGCUCCAAUGUGGAGGUGGAAAGGAGUCAAAUGACAACGACUGA